Messenger RNA from Actinia tenebrosa (Australian red waratah sea anemone), 1464 nucleotides. RefSeq lists its product as uncharacterized. Lineage: Eukaryota; Metazoa; Cnidaria; Anthozoa; Actiniaria; Actiniidae. The record is from RefSeq and is a predicted model, not a curated record.
CCCAACUUUAUUCUUCAUAGGCGCUGUUGGUUUGCGAUAGAAUAUACUGCAGAUUUAAGCUAAUAAUGCUUGCUGGAAUUGUUUUGGGUCUCUUUGCUGGGCUGUUUUGCACAUGCAGGACUGGAGAGUCCAUCAAAUGCUACUCCUAUUUCUGCUCCAACCACACUACAACACCCCACCCAACAUGUGCACCUCCAAAAGUCAUCACAUGCCAAAUGGAACAUAACUCUCUCAUCCCUCCAGAUCGGUGUAUGAUACAGAGAGUGAUAGGAGAGCCAGGAUCGAGUUUAGGAAUUCAAUCAUCGGUACAUCACGAGAUCCGCGGAUGCGCAAAUCAUUUGGAAUGCAGAAUGUCUCGCUUGUGUGAGGAGGCUAAGAACCAUGGGAACAUAAAACAAUGUCAAACAACAUGCUGUGAAGGAGAUUUGUGUAACAGAGAAGGGCCCGUUGCGAGACAAGUCGUGGAACCCGAGGGACCAAAGGGUUCUGAUCUGUAUUGUUACGCCUGCUCCAACGUCACCGAACCAGGCCAGGUUCCUGGCAUCAAUUGUUCUCAUCCAAUUAGACAACGAUGUGGAAUUGACCCGCUGACCGGCCACCCCCAAGAUCGCUGUCUCACCAUAGUCAUGUCAAGAAAACUACAGAGGCCAAUGGGGAAAGUGCUCUAUCAAGAAAUAAGAAACUGUAGUUCUACCCACUAUUGUAGCCAUAGUUUCUGUUCUGAAGCUAAUCGAACAGGAACUCUCACCACAUGCAAGGCAGACUGUUGCACCAGUAACAUGUGUAAUAAGGAAGGAAUAUUAAUACCAAAUAUGGCGUCAACUGUCAGGCCGAUAACCGCUGUAACAGAGGACCAAGGAGACAAGUUAGCAAGAGAAGGAAUUCCACCAUCUUUUCCUCCGACGAAAGAAGCCAAGCCUACUGGAGCCUCUCCUGAACAGUCCUGCUUCAAGCUGAAAACUCUUCUGGGAAUCUUUGCUGCUAUGUGUAUGUUGCUGGGGUGAUCACUCGAAGCGUAGUAAUCACGAAUUUGAAAACUUUUGAUAAGAUUGGGAUACCUGUGGUUUUGGGUUCUUGGACGAACUAGUACUGUUGUUGGACAAUCCUUAGAUUGGCUGGAUCUGACUAUAGUUGGGUUAAUUGUUUAUUAGUUUAGAAUAUUCACUCGUGUAUCUACUUAAAGUUUCAAAACACAAUCGUAACAGAAUAAGUAGUAAUGUAACCCAGAACUUAUUAGGCGGCUAGUGGAUAUGCCCUCUCACGUAGUGAGUGCAUUCAUCCGCCAUUACCUACGCCAUGUUCAGUACUGAUACUAAGAACUGCAUCAGCCUUUUUAUCUGUUAUUUAAUAUUAAAUUGUCGGAGGAAUGUAGUCAUGUAUAUCGACUCAAUCGAUAGUAUUUACAGCUUGUAAUGCUUCACUUCAAUAAAACAUGCGUGCGCAUCGAUACGUUACUGGUAAAAA